CAUAACAGUCAGACUUUGCGUCUGCUUGUUAGUGCGCUACGAAUUUAUUCGUUUUUAAUACAAUUUUGUUUCUGUAACGCAAAACAUUUUUUUUUUUUGCUUCGGGUGUGUGCACCGCAUAACGUAAUAAUAUGUAUAAAUGACAUUCUUGUUAAUCACGCGACUAAAACAUUUAUCAUUACACUAGUGCUUUUAAUGAAUACACGUAGAUAUAAUUAUUAUAUUCAAAAAAAUGUAUACAUCGACUUCACGAAACAUUUAAGAGGAGUGCUGUCUAAUGUUUACACCAGUAUAUUAUUCGUAGACGUACAACUGAAAGAAUAUUAUACCGCUGAGCUACCUGACAACAGUUAAAAUAUUAUCCAAAAGUAAAAACAAAUAGAGUUCUUCAACAAACAUUUCGGAAAAAAUUCGGAUAUUGCAGUCAAAUAUUAAGUGGAUAGAGUGAAAAGUAACUGAGCAAAAAGUGUUUACUCUCUAUACAAGGAUUAUAAACGCAAACAGGAUAGAGAAUUAUUCAAGAACUUAAAAAAAGAAAAGAAAAUAUUAAUAAUUCAAAAAAUAUAGCAGUAUUUUUCUAAUCAAAAACAACCUUUGAAAUUAGAGGGUUCAGCAGCAACUGAAGCACUAGCAGCGGCGUCGACACAGGAAUCGAACCGGAAGUAAACCGAAAAACUUGUUUCGAGCCGUCGUAACCUAUCUGUGCACAGUGCGACAACUCGCCAUAAUGAUUCACUUCCGGUCCGAGACACCGUCACAAUAAUAUGUUCACGUUCGCGUACACGGUCUUAUUGGUUGGGGCGUGCGCGUCCUGGCCCCCAGCGUCCGGCUUCGGCGGCGUCAAGGUGAAGAAAUGCUGUCCCAGAGACACGAUACUGAAGAUCGACAUGAGCUCGUGCACGGAAUACGUGCCGGGUGACCAGAACGAUCGCGAGUCGUACGGCUGGUCGUCAGACAGCGAGUCCGACCCCGACUCGGGUGAAGUAAUAUCUAGCACCCUCGUCGACGACAUCAAGCUGUCCUUGGCCAACAGUACCACCGUGCCCUGGUGGGUACCGUACGAAAUGGAGUUUCUGAGGGCUUCGAACCUGUCCAUGGCGUUCAAGCCGGAUCUGGUGUCGUUCGACGCGGACGGUCGGAUGCCGUGCAACGCGAUGGAACGUGAGGUGACGAUAAUCGACGACGACGUGGCCGUGCUGGACGACGGGCGGCUGAUCAUUUUCGGCCAGGAGAAUCGGACGACCGGCAGCCACCAACGGUUGACGUUCUCCAGCGCCGAGUAUUGCAUCGACCGCGUGUCCCUGCUGGACAAUAUUACGUUUCCCGGCGGCCGUAAGAAGGACGACCAUCGCCACAACGUCGCGACCGCCGCCCCGGCCGCCAACUUGUCUGCCACCGCGGUUCUCACGUACACGUACGUGGCGUUGGUAUGCCGGCCGUGCUCACGGAUCACGUGCGUGCCGAAGUGCUGCGCCAAGGGAUACAUGCUCGAAUACCAGAAGAACAAGGUACUCGGGUGCAGGAGGUCGCUGUCCGUGGCUAACGCCAACGCGGCCAUACACCUGAAGGCCGCUAACGGGACGCAAUUGACACGUAAAGACUUCUACUUCUUCGGCAUGAAGCCGCCGGACUGCGGAGGCCGGAACUGGUACUUGCUGAACAAGUCGCGCAGCGACCGCGGCCCGUUGGACUACGGGUUGCUGCCGGACGGCCGCGUGCAGGUGGACGAGGGCCUGGUGCCCAUCGAGCGCGACGAGUACUGCGUGGACGCGAUGAACGUGGUGCCGGACACGCCCGUGGCCGCCGGCACGCCGCCCACGUAUACGGACGCCUUGCUGGCAUGCCGGUUGGACGGCGGUGCCGCCGCGAAAGCGACCGGACUCGACACCGCCGCGGCCGACAUCGACGGGCCGCUCGAGUUCCGGGAGAUACUGUACGGCACGUACUUCGUUGUGGGCACCGCGUUCCUGGCCGCCACGCUGCUCAUAUACGCCGUGCUGCCCGAGCUCCGCGUCACCGUCCACUCGGGCAACCUGAUCGCGCACACCGUAUGCCUGUUCGUGUCGUACGCCACGCUGGCCGCCACCACGCUGGUCCGCCAUGCGUUCAACACGGGCGCCUGCAUCUUCGCAGGUUUUCUCAUACAGUUCUCGUUCCUCGCCGCAUUUUUCUGGCUCAACGUUAUGUGCGCCGAUAUUGCGUGGACGUUUAGUGGAUUCCGAUUACUGCUGUACUCGAAUAAAAUCGAAAACGAGAAGAAAAAAUAUAUAAUUUAUUCGAUAUAUGCGUGGGGAUGUAGCAUUGGAAUCACAGUACUAACGGCUUUAGCUGAGUUCACCGAAAUAUUUGGUGAUUGCUUGGAUAUUAAACCCAAUUUUGGUCGUAAAGGUUGUUGGUUUUCAAACAAGCCGUCAGUAGGCGUAUUUUUUUAUUUACCAAUCGGGAUCCUUCUGUUAACAAAUUUCUUAUUGUUCCUGUUCACUGCAUUUAGAAUCGUUUUCAUCCGCAGGGACACAUCAAAAGUAUUGAAUCGCCAAACUAAUCAAAAUAAAAUAAGGCUGUCGCUGUACCUGAAGCUGUUUUGUCUGAUGGGUGUCACCUUCGUGUUCGAAGUGAUCUCGUGGGCGGUCCAGGUGCCCCCGUACUACUGGUACGCGACCGACGCGGUGAACUCGCUGCGCGGCGUGUUCGUGUUUUUCAUAUUCUGCUGGAAACGGUCCGUGAUGAACCUGUUGCUGGCGCGGGCGCCCGAGUCCGCACGCAAACGUUUCGUCCGGACGUUCGGGUUACGCGACACUCACCGAUACCCGAGCUUCUCAUCGUCCUGCCACCCCAAUAUGCACAGCUGUCGCACCAGUAGUGCGCGCACGCACAGCACGUCCACUAGGAACGCCGCGACCGGCAGCGGUUCGAUUCAGCUGUCGCAGUUCAGCAGCUCCGCGUCCAUCGUGGCCGGUGGGCCGGGGGCCGCCAAGGGAACGACCACCACCAUGGCCGGGGCGCGCCAGUGAACCCCGAUCGCCACACAGACCAAGCCAUCAUCCGCAUGCUAUCGUAUGGAACGUCAGCAAACUUCGGAGUGAAUGGCAAAUCAUCAUCAACAUAAAUGUCAUUGAUUCAUUAACAUCAUAAAAUAGCAGUGUACAACACGUCGCAGGGGUAGGUAUACGGGUACCUGCUCUCUUCCAGUAAUAGAACUACCGUCGGUGCACCGUGUCAAACCGUUACUCAACACCUAGUGCGUGACCCAGGUUCAUAUUUACCUUUAUUUUCGCCCUGGCGGUCUUUUGCAACAUUUCAAUUCGAAAAGAUUCUAACUAUUUCAUUGAAUUCAAAAUUAAAUAAUAUUAAGUACUUCAAGGAUCUAUAAGAAAAAAACAUCAUACCUCCCACCGAUGAGAAAGAUAAGACGUAUUUUAGUACCGUUGUAUACAUAGUACGUAUUCAUUUAAAAUUUAAAAUUUGUCUAUUCGUUUCCUACAAAAUAACAGAAAUAUAAACCACCAUGUUGUCCAGUUAUAUUUCAAUUUCCGAACCCAAGUAUAAUGAAGCACUACAAUUUAUUUAAAAAAAUAUUUUUGAUAAUUUUGAUAAUUCAUCCAAUAUAAAAAUCAUGCAAACAACAUAUCUUAAAUGUACCACGUUCUAAAAGACACCUGUUAAUUCAAUGACUAUUGUUGCAUCAACUCGACGGGUUUAUGCAAAUUGUAAGAAUAAUAAAUAAUAAUAAAAUAUACACUAUACGACAACGAUGAAAUGUGUUUUUCUUUCUUUCGGUCACUGUAGAUUUGU
This is a messenger RNA of Sipha flava (yellow sugarcane aphid), 3792 nucleotides long. RefSeq names its product G-protein coupled receptor Mth-like. Gene Ontology annotation, biological process: G protein-coupled receptor signaling pathway; cell surface receptor signaling pathway. The transcript has 12 exons. The coding region runs from base 765 to 3011 and encodes 748 amino acids. The record is from RefSeq and is a predicted model, not a curated record. Gene Ontology annotation, molecular function: G protein-coupled receptor activity. NCBI's taxonomy places the organism in Eukaryota, Metazoa, Arthropoda, Insecta, Hemiptera, Aphididae. Gene Ontology annotation, cellular component: membrane.